AUGACCGUAAAGAGAGCGCGGCGGAAUCCACCGCCAUUGCGAGAGCAGGAUGAGGAAGAAGAUGUUGAAGUUGCUGCACAAGGAGCUGCACAAAGAAAUAAUAUUCUAGGACAAGGCAAGCCGUGGUACAGAUUUCGGUGCCAUACCAAAUCUCUGCUAGAUGUUAUUAAUUACUGGAAGGAAGAGCCAAGGUACUAUGAAGCAUGCAAGAAAGAGUUGGAGAAGGCUGGAUUUGGAGGGUUAUUGGAGCUUCGAUUGGCAAAUUUUCCUAAGAAGUUGUUCGAUUCCUUGAUGGCACAGUACGAGUUGGUCACCAGUUCAUUCAUUUUCGGUGAAGGGGAGAACAAGAAGGUGCUUACAAUCGAAGCUGAGGAUGUUGCCCGUGUUUACGACCUUCCUAUUGGUGGAGCUGAGAUUGAUGUCGUUAGGUCUAACGACGAGAUGCUUGAUAUGUUCAUGGAGAAGCUCAACAUCGAGUGUAAUCGAAGUCGAAAUGUCGAAGUCAUGCAUCUUAGAGAGGCAACCUGUGGUGGUCCAGAUGAUGCACCGAACAGGAGACCACCUGUUGCAGCCGCAGUUAAGCAGUUUUUGUUGCUGGCUAUGGGUUCGAUGCUCGUCCCAAAGAUGUCACGACUUUGUGAUCUCGAUUAUGCUGAGUACCUUGUUGGAAGGGUGGAAGACAUUGGCACCCCAGAUAAAACCAUGUAUCUUCCUGUCAAUAAGAUCACAAAUCAACUGGGGAAGAAGAGUGGUUUGCAUAGCAUACGUGGGCAAGGAGUUCAAAACUGA
Messenger RNA from Linum trigynum, 789 nucleotides. The record is from the annotation of a GenBank genome assembly. NCBI's taxonomy places the organism in Eukaryota, Viridiplantae, Streptophyta, Magnoliopsida, Malpighiales, Linaceae.